GGGAUGCUUAUGUCAGAAGUUGAACUGGGCCUGGCUGUGAUUGACUUUGCACUUUCCAGGACACCGACGAAGCAAGACCGGUCAACUGCUUCGAACGACUCGAGUCUCACAAGAAGGCGUACCACUACGAAUUAACACAUGUCUUCGGAACCAGAGGACCAGGGUGUGAUCGAGUAUGGCUCAGAAGUCCUGAGGCCUUGCGGCGAUAGUGAAUCGAAUCAAGCCGAGGCACAGGGCGCUCAAUCUGCCUCAUCUAGAGCGGGACCUUCCUCAAACUACUCACCACCGAUCGGCCCCGAGGAUGAGGAAGAUCAGGAGGAAGGACAAGAUGUUGGCUUGCCUGGUGGUUCUGCAGGCCCUUCAACUAAGAAGAAGAAGAAGAAAUCUAAGGGGAAGGCUUUAUCAAAGAAUCCGUCGGAGGUCCCGGCUGAUGAUGGAUCUCUUGUUGAAGACCACACUACCUCUGAAGCGCACAAGAUGAUCAUCGAACAAAUCCGAGCUCAAAAUGGUGAUGAGGUUGCCGAUCGAAUCAGUGCUCUCGGCCCAAAAGAAUUAGGGAAGAUGAUGGACCAAAUCCGGCUCUUAGAGAUGAUGGAUGGCAAGAGUGGAGGCACUCACAAAAAUAAGAAAGAUAUGGCCGAUCACAAGUUUUGGGCAACUCAACCUGUCAGGCGUCUGGACGAGCAGGAUUCAAGUUUCGAGGAAGGUGAAAUCGAACCUAGCAAAUCGGAAGAAGAAAUUCGAAAGAGUCCUUUGGCCCUACCUGAUGGAUAUGAGUGGUGCACUCUUGAUUUGGGCGAUGAGUCACAACUGCGGGAGCUUUACGAGCUUUUGACUGUCAAUUACGUCGAAGAUGACGAUGCGAUGUUUAGAUUUGAUUAUACAGCGCCUUUUAUCGAAUGGGCUCUGAGACCCCCCGGCUUUGUGCAAGAUUGGCAUGCCGGGGUUCGAGUGGCCUCUGGAAAACGACGAUUAAUAGCAUUUAUUGCCGGGAUUCCGAUGAAUCUACAAGUCCGAUCUACUCGCAAGCCUUGUGCGGAAAUCAAUUUCCUCUGCAUUCACAAGAAGCUGCGAUCGAAACGUCUAGCUCCCGUCCUCAUCAAAGAAAUCACUCGACGGUGCAACAUGCAGGGCGUCUUCCAAGCCAUUUAUACCGCUGGAAUCUUCCUCCCCACGCCAAUUUCCCGUUGCCAGUAUUUCCAUCGGAAUCUGAACCCGGCCAAACUCAUUGCGACUGGCUUUUCUCCUCAGCCUAGAGGAGUAUCCGUUGCCCGUCUUAAGCGGAUGUAUGACUGCCCUGCUCAGCCCCAAAUACCCGGCUUUCGAGAAAUUGAAGAAAAAGAUGUCGAUGCUGUAGCUGUCUUGCUCAGGCUCUACAUGAGUCGGUUCGACUUGAUCCCAGUCAUGUCGGAUGAAGAAGUUCGCCAUAACUUUAUCAGUGGUAAGGGGACUGGACCGGUCGUCAACGGCAGAAGAAAUCAGCAAGUCACGUGGACAUUUGUGGUUGAAAAUCCGACGACUCAUUUGAUCACCGAUCUGGUCUCGUUUUAUCAUUUACCAUCGACGGCGAUGAAAUGUACUCCUCACCAAACAAUUGAUGCCGCAUACCUCUUCUACUAUGCCACCACUGCCGCUCCAUCUUGUGCUCAUCUUGGCCAACCAGCCCAGGUCCAAGAAGAACCCAGCCAAGUAGCCGUGACAGAGCCCACCGAACAGCCAAAUUGGUCAGCAGAGGCUCCCGAGGCCCGUCAAAUUUUGAAGAAACGCUUGAUCAGCUUGAUAGGUGAUGCUCUGACAAUGGCGCAACAGGCCAAUUUUGAUGUAUUUAAUGCCUUGACGUUAAUGGACAACUCCUUAUUUGUCAAAGAGUUACAGUUUGGAGCCGGGGAUGGAUAUCUGCACUAUUACCUAUACAACUGGAAAGUCCAUCAAAUUCGUGGUGGGGUGCCGGGUGAACCUGGCUCUGAAGAGGACGCAGCACAAGCAACAUCUUCCGGGAAACAAUUGAUUGAGGCACCCGGAGUUGGCAGUGGGAUCGGGGUGGUGAUGUUAUGAAUUCAAAAUGCGCGGCUCGGGACGCUUUGGCUCAGGGGUUUCUCAUCUGAUGUUGUGAUAUCCCCCCGCCUCUGAUGGUUGAAAAAUAAAGACAAAUAGAACAGUAUUCUUGUUUCAUGAUAGUCUCUUUUUUUUAACAAAAAAAACGGGUGAAAUACCUUUAUCUCCUUGUGAGAUUGAUGCUAAAUGCAUGUGAUAGAUUGUUAACACUUGGUUAGUUAUUCAAGUUUCUUCAAAGGCACAACUAAUAUAUCUCAGAGUUGCUCUUUACAAAAAAUGACAAUAUACAUUUAUCACUAGG
This is a messenger RNA of Puccinia graminis f. sp. tritici CRL 75-36-700-3, 2356 nucleotides long. RefSeq lists its product as uncharacterized. Gene Ontology annotation, cellular component: cytoplasm. Gene Ontology annotation, molecular function: glycylpeptide N-tetradecanoyltransferase activity. Gene Ontology annotation, biological process: N-terminal peptidyl-glycine N-myristoylation. The coding region runs from base 139 to 2055 and encodes 638 amino acids. The transcript has 10 exons. The record is from RefSeq and is a predicted model, not a curated record. NCBI's taxonomy places the organism in Eukaryota, Fungi, Basidiomycota, Pucciniomycetes, Pucciniales, Pucciniaceae.